Strongylocentrotus purpuratus (purple sea urchin) is the source of this 6037-nucleotide messenger RNA. RefSeq names its product BTB/POZ domain-containing adapter for CUL3-mediated RhoA degradation protein 3. NCBI's taxonomy places the organism in Eukaryota, Metazoa, Echinodermata, Echinoidea, Camarodonta, Strongylocentrotidae. Gene Ontology annotation, biological process: protein ubiquitination; protein homooligomerization; proteasome-mediated ubiquitin-dependent protein catabolic process. Gene Ontology annotation, molecular function: protein binding; ubiquitin-protein transferase activity. The record is from RefSeq and is a predicted model, not a curated record. Bases 248 to 1258 code for a protein of 336 amino acids. The transcript has 5 exons. Gene Ontology annotation, cellular component: Cul3-RING ubiquitin ligase complex.
AGAAUCAAGGGUGUGUGUGAUUCAUGACGUCACUCGUAAAUACUAGGUUAUGUGUGUAGGAAUAUGGGAAAACCGGAAAAUGUAGUGACGAGCAAAGUUAAAUGUAAGAUUUAUCCGUAGUGCUCAUUAAUCUCUUUAUCUGAGGGUUACCAAAUGAAACUUCAAAAUUUAUAGAUGUUCAGUGUGUGACUUUUAUCGUGUAAUAUCACCAACUAGGACAAUUUUCAACAUUCCCAAAUCACACGUGAUGUCCGCCGACGCGGGGGCAUCAGGCUCAACUAAUGUAGUUGCUGCAACCAGCGGGGUGAUGGCGAACUCCCCACGGCUCGUCCAGGCAGCCUGCUCGCCGGCAAAUGCGGUAGCCAUCUCCCCUCCGCCAUCGGUACCUACCACUUCAACUUGCACUGCUGCAGUGAAAAUCAGAGGCGCACCAAGCAAAUAUGUGAAGCUAAAUGUUGGUGGAUCGUUGUUUUACACAACGAUUGAUACAUUAACGAAGCAGGAUAACAUGUUGAGGGCAAUGUUUAGCGGCAGAAUGGAGGUUUUGACAGAUUCAGAAGGCUGGAUCCUAAUAGACCGUAGCGGAAAGCACUUUGGCAUCAUCCUCAACUAUUUACGAGACGGUCACAUCCCUCUGCCAGAGUCUGUACAGGAAGUGGAAGAGUUGAUGGCAGAGGCAAAGUAUUACCUGGUACAAAGCAUCGUAGAACAGUGUAACAAGGUGCUACUCAACAAGAAAGAUGAGUUCUAUCCCGUUUGUCGGAUCCCUGUCAUUACAUCGCAGAGGGAAGCACAGAUGUUGAUUUCAAACUCAGCUAAGCCUGUGGUGAAACUAGUGUACAACAGACAAAACAACAAAUACUCUUACACAAGCAAUUCUGAUGACAACAUCCUGAAGAAUAUAGAGAUGUUUGACAAGCUUUCUGUUCGCUUCAACGGCCGUGUCACAUUUGUGAAGGAUGUGUUCGUCAAUGAGGAGAUAUGUUGCUGGUCUUUCUUUGGACAUACACGCAAGGUAGCAGAAAUCAGCUGCACAUCUAUUGUGUAUACCAGUGAGAAGAAACAAACCAAGGUUGAGUUUCCAGAAGCACGCAUCCUUGAGGAGACACUCAACGUCUUGCUCUAUGAGCGUCACACAGAGAACGAGAGUGACCCCGCCGUGUUGCGCCAGAUCGGCUCGCUGGUAGCGGCGGGACCAUCCAGCUGUAGCGACGAGGAUGAAGAUCAUCCAAGGGAUAUCCGUCUACGUAAGACAUAGCAAUCAGCCGCAUGGGGCUGGAGAUUAGAGAGCUACCACGACCGACGCAAAUCAUUGUAAUGGGAGUGGCAGGAUGAGUGACGUCAAAAUAAUGAGAGAAAGAGAGAAAGAAAGAAAUGGUCUGUUCAGUUUGCCCACAGGUUUGCUUGUGAUCUAUAAAGUCAUUGGUAAAUAUUCCUUUCAAAUCCUCUCAGUCGGUUAAAAAAAGGAAACAUUCUGAUGGUCUUGUACCAAAUGCUUUCCACAUUAUAUACGGACCGUCAAGCUUGUAUAGCAUAUUUGCUUGCAAGUCAAGUAUGACUCUCAAAAAUAUCAUAAUAAACCCGACUGGAUAAUCUGAGGAUAGGAAUAUGAAUCCUCUUUGUUUUUAAUCAAAAGAGUAUAAGCAGAUGUGGGCUACUGUAUCAAAAGACCAUUUGUUUGGAAAAGAAACAUCAGGUUUACUGUUUACUAAAUAAAACUCCCAAACUGAGGUUUGAAUCAUGAAAUCGUACCGAGUGCUGCAUACAAACUAAGGUGUAUCAACAAGUAUCAACAAAUCGAGGCUAGCCAUAGUUCAUUUGCAUGCUUGUUUUAUCCUCCAUUCUUUGUUUAUUAUUUUGCUUUCUUGGAUAUUAUUUUGCAUGCAACUUGUAUAUGAUGUUUAUUUUUCUCUUGAAAAGGGCAUUUUGAAGAGGAUGCUUGUCCUGAACUUGUACAAAAAUGAGUUUUCCAAAGUUUCCUUACAUUUAUUGAUUAUGUUUCAUGUCAAGAUUUACCCCAUGAAAUCAAUCAAACACUACUGUGUCAGAAACAAUGGUAUUUUUUAAAAAGGUAAGUAGUUAUUAAUUUAUUCUUUCUCAGUUUAAUUUAGAAGGAAUCUGAUAUAUAUCAAGUAUUAUUUUCUCACAGCAUUUAUUGAACUAGUCUUUUGACUAUUACCAAGGUUUUUAUUUUAUGCACAAUUGAUUUUGUAAAUGAAAUCCUUCUGCAUGUAAGGGAAGAUAAUAUUUUAUUUUAUUUUGAAAGCUGCAGUGUAAAUUGAACAAUGUAAUUUACAACUAACUUUAAGGUAGUGAGUGAUAAAUACUAACACAUCUCCGAAAGAGAGAAAAUGUAUAAAAUAAUUAUAAAUUCUAAAGAAUUCAACAAAUCCAACAACAUAUGAAUUUUUUUCUUCAGAAUUACGAUUACCUUCAAUUAUUUUCCAACUUAUGAGUCAUUUUAGUUGGAUUGAUCCCUUAAUGAAGACAUUUAGAAUUGAAUUGCAAAGUUGCACGAGGCCUAUACAGAAGUGACUAAUUAGAUAUCUCAAAGUAUUUCUUUCCCUUAGAUAAUGGAUGAUGAAAUAUGGUGUGAUUUCACUAGAUUGCACUGCAUAAAAAAAGAGUGUCAUUAAUUAAUCCUAUAUACAUAUAUAUCUCAGUGUGGUAUAUUGAUCAUUCAUUAAACACUUCUCUUUGCAUCAGGUAUCCAUGUCAUCUUAAUAGGAAGAUGCAUGUUUCCUCAUCUUUAACCCAUCAUUUUUAGAAGUAGAAAUUGUUGUUGUAAACCAAAAUGGCAUUCAAAUCACAUUUAACAAGAUUAAGUCUAUGCCUUCAUUGGUUCUAGUUGACAUAAUGUUCUUUCCUUAACUUUCUCUUUAUUUACCCUUUUUUAAAACCUGUAAUAAUCAUAUCCUUGCAUGAUGAAUGCUUUAUACCUCCCAGAUCACCUUGUAUAAUCUCACUUUAAAUGUCUCUGAUGACUUUCCUCUUCAAAGUGCAAAGUCAUUUAUCAUUUUGUAUUAUUUUGGAAGUAUACUUGGCUAGCUGAGAUAACAUAGCUUGCACAUUAAUGAUUAGCUCAAUCAAGGGCGUGACAUCCUUAUGACGGAGGUCAAUCAAGGGCGUGACAUCCUUAUAACGGAGGUCAAUCAAGGGCGUGACAUCCUUAUGACGGAGGUCAAUCAAGGGCAUGACAUCCUUAUGACGGAGGUCAAUCAAGGGCAUGACAUCCUUAUGACGGAGGUCAAUCAAGGGCGUGACAUCCUUAUGACGGAGGUGAGUGAGGGGAUCAGCAGAUGAGAGAAGGGCGAAAGAGAGGAGGAAAAAAAAGAUGAACAAGAAAGAAAAUCUAGAAAUAUUACGGUAGUCACUAUCAGAAGUUGGUUAUGUCUCUGGCUCCAUGCACAUAAAGUUGAGAAAACAUUCUGGUUUAAAGGAACACCAAGAAAUUUGAAAGCCCAUGAUCAUACAUGUGAUUGAAUAUUUGCUCAUGUCUUUGUGUCAGUUUGUCAAUGUGAUACAUUUCUGUCAUUUUGAUAUUUAAUGUUACAUGUACAUUUUCUGGUCUAAGGAAAGUAUUUCUUGUAUAUGCAAUGGUAAGGAUUUAAGAUGAGAUGUACAAACACAAUAUUGGAUAUUGAAAUGAUGAAGACCUUGCUGCAUUUGUUGUAAAGUAAAGUAUUUAUAGUUUCCUACAUAACAACUUUAUAAUGAAACAUGAAUCUUUUCAUAUUGCAAUUUGAUUGUUUUUAAUGUUGUGACAUAUAUAUGUACACAUUGAGCUAUUUUGUCUUUUUUGUAAAGAUCUAUACUUGUAUGAAAAAGGGGCCUAAAAUUCCAAAUUUCUUGGUUGUUCCUUUGAGCCAGAUGAUAGCAUCAUGAAAGAUGCUGGUACACUGUAUAAAGUUGUUAUAUAAGCAAAAAAGAUUUAAAAUGUCUUUUGUUACCAAGCUUCAUCAAUGUUGCCUUCUUGGUCGUUUGCAUGCUUGUUCUGUCUAGUUUAAACCUGUGGUUUUUAGAAUCGUCCAAGUCUCAAAAUGAUUCAGAUUACAAGUUCCCCCAGUGAAAUGGUGCUUCUUAGGAAUCAAAUGCUGGAACCCUGUAUCAUAAAAGGGGUAUCAUGAAUAUUCAUGAGAUUCAGCUAGGCCAAUGCUGGUCUGAAAUUAAUAUUACUGGCAUCUGAAGGUAUUAAUAAUUAUGAUAAGUAUAUUCUUACAUUGCACAUAAUACUCAAAAGGUCUCUAUGCGCUUUACAUAGUACAGUAGUACAUUGUUCAUGCAACUUGCUAAUGUGCUAUAGGGCUGUUUGCAAGCACAAACUCUUGACAGUCAUUAUGCCUGGUAUGAUGAAUAUAAAAUGUAGACUACAUCUACUACGAAGCACCUGCUGAAUGGAUGUUGCCAGUUUCUACAGGAUGAAUAGGAGACAGCCACUAACAAAGAGGAUAAAUUGUCUGCUGCCCUCAAGGCUGUAAGAGUUGUGUACUGUCAAUAAUGAACAAUGUAUCAUUGGCAGGUGAUGAAAUAUGGAAUCGGCAAUUUCACUGGUGAACUCACAUAAUGAAACUAAAAGAGUGAAACUGUAUUUUGAUACUGGUUAUAUGUCUACUAAAGUUUUGUCUUAAUGUCUGUUUCACAAUGUGUGUUUCACAAUGUACAUGUAUAUUGAAGCUGUUAUGUGUACUAGUAACAAGCAUGCAGACACAGUCAGGUACAAAUAUUUUUAUAUCAAUGUGUUGAUUAUUUGUAAGAAUAUGGAGACAGAAAUAAUUGCUGAUUUUCUGGAAUGAGUGUCUAUGUGUUUGGGGGGGGGGGGCAUAGUCCCUGUAACUUGAGCAGAACAUUCAGCUUAAUCAUUGUUAAAAGGUGAGACUGAUUUUUUAAGAUUGGAGUAAAUGCUGUAAUAUUUCAUUUUUCAAAAUAUUACUGGAGUGAAUGCUUAAAAGAAAUGAAAAAAUGAAAGAGAAUUAAUACGUUUUUUGAUAAAAUUGUAUAUACUGGUAGUUGUUGGAAUUUGCACUGUGAUUCUAUGACUGACAAUAUUUCAUUGAGGAUUUGGAUCAUGUAUUUUUGAAGGAAAUGGUUAAAGGAUGAAUUUUGAUAUGGAAAACAAAGAAAGGAUAUGCUUGGAUAAUGAUGGAAACAGUUUUACAACUGAAAUAUAAUUUCCUCAUGUUUUUGUUUGUUUAUUUUCAAUGAGUCAGUGUCACAUGAAUUUAUCUCUGCACCAUUCUUUCUUGGAGUGUAUCUUAUUCCCAUUUUUGGUGAUAUGGUAUAUUUUGCAUUUGAAUGUGUCAAAAUUAUUAUAAUUGCCUUUGCUGAAUGUCACUUUUGAUUGAUUUUUUCUUCUCUUACCUCUUAAUAUCUGAUGGUCACCAGGAAAUGUUUCAGAUACUAAUUUUAGUGCAUUGAUUGCUGCAUUCUCUUUUCUUGUGUAACCCUUAUUCAUUUUCUCCCUUUUGUUUACACUUUCUUGUGUUAUGUGUGCUUAUUUUCCUUCCCCAUUAUACAUCUUUUUUUUCCAUAAGGGGAUGGAGAAGAGGUAACUAAUAUGAAAAGAAAGAAUGAAAAUAGAAUAUUGCAAUCGUCUUGUAUCAUUUUUUAUAUCAAUGAUUAAAAUGAAACUAAUCCACAAGGCUUCAUGAAUAUUCAUGUUGCCUAGUUUCAUUCAUUUAUUUCUGUUUAUAUCAAAGUCAGAAGAACUGGGUUUUCUUUUUUACCCCAAUCAGUACCAUCACUUAUGAUUCUGUAAUGUUAGAUCUGUGAAGUUAGAAUGUACACCUAGACUUGUAGAUAAGAAAUAUUAUUUACUUGAAAAGUCUUUGGAAAACUUUGUUUUAUUGUUUAUAAGAAUAUUUUAUGUUUAGUGAUUUAUAGUAUAUGUUACAAUGAGUGUACACAAUUUUCUCAAGUUCUUUUGAGAGUUCAUGGUGUGUGCGAUGUGUACAUUAUGUAUGAGGAAAUGGCAUGAAAAUAUGUUUAAGAUAUUUCUUUUAUUAAUAAAAGAGACUGAAUUAUGCUUGAAUAUUUAAAA